Molecule: messenger RNA, 1197 nt
Organism: Merops nubicus (carmine bee-eater)
Lineage: Eukaryota; Metazoa; Chordata; Aves; Coraciiformes; Meropidae
Product: alpha-1,3-mannosyl-glycoprotein 4-beta-N-acetylglucosaminyltransferase C-like
Biological process (GO): protein N-linked glycosylation
Molecular function (GO): acetylglucosaminyltransferase activity
Source: RefSeq, a predicted model, not a curated record
GUGGAGCUUCGGGGCCUGGCGCCAGCCCCGGGCACCCAGCACAUCCUGCAGGACACGACCGACCUCCCUGCGCUCCACAACGUCUCCUACCAGCUCCUCGCGGGCUCCCCGACACCCCACAAAAAAUUCUUGGCAGUGGGACUGGCCUCUGUGCAGCGGCCACAUGGCUACUACCUCCCAGCCACACUGCAGUCCCUCUUCAAGCAGUCAACGGAGGAAGAGCUGCAGGAGAUGGUGGUGGUGGUGCACCUGGCUGACAAGGACCCCGCGUGGAACACCCAGGUGGCCGCCAGCAUCGCCCACAAGUUUGCUCCCCACAUCCUCCUGGGCCGGCUGCUGCUCAUCCACGCUCCCCAGGAGUUCUACCCCACCCUGGAGGGCCUCAAGAGAAACUACAACGACCCGGAGGAGCGGGUGAAGUUCAGGUCCAAGCAGAACGUGGACUACGCCUUCCUCCUCGCCUUCGCCGCCAACCUCUCCUCCUACUACCUGAUGAUUGAGGAUGAUGUCUGGUGUGCCAGGUCCUUCCUGACGGCCAUCCGCAAGGCGCUGGCCUCCCGGGAAGGCUCCAGCUGGGCCACCCUGGAGUUCUCCAAGCUGGGCUACAUCGGCAAGCUCUACCGCUCCAGCGACCUGCCUCGCCUGGCGCGCUUCCUCCUCCUCUUCUACCAGGAGAUGCCCUGCGACUGGCUGCUGGUCCACUUCCGCCUCCUGCUCACGCAGAAGGACGUCAUCCGCUUCAAAAAAAUCCACCCCCCCUCCGAGGGCACCUUCAACCGCCUGGAGGACGACGACUUCCAAGCUGACGCCUUGGACCUUCCGGACAACCCGCCGGCGGCCUUGUUCACCAGCAUGUCCGUCUUUGAGAACUACGAGCCCCUCAAGGCUUACAGCACAGCAGAGGGGUAUUUUUGGGGGAAGCACCCGGCAGCUGGCAGCACCUUCUCCAUCGUGUUCCAGCAGCCAGGGAGGACGACGACUUCCAAGCUGACGCCUUGGACCUUCCGGACAACCCGCCGGCGGCCUUGUUCACCAGCAUGUCCNGUGGGCACCUUCCAGAGGGGCACCUUCGAGCAGGGGGGGCUGGAGAAGGCCGUGCCCGGCCCCGUGGAGUGCGUGAGGAUCCGGGUGACGCGGGACCAGAGCGAGUGGCUCAUCAUCCGCAGCGUCGACGUCUGGACGGCGGCGGGCGCCUGA